UGGAGGGGGCCGGGGAGCCGAGCCGGCCGGGGGAGGCGCCGGCAGCCGGCUCCUCCUUUGCGCACGUGUCUGCCGCGGGGCCUCCGGAACCACCAACGACCCCCACUCCCCAGGUGCCGCUGCUGGGGCCCGCAGGGGCGGGCUGGAGCCACAGCGGCUCCAGCCUGCGCGAUCCGCCGCCGCCGGUGCGGCUGCAGCGCGGAGCCGCUCGAGCAGCUGCCCGUCACGCGGUGCGAGAGGCGCGGGGAAUCCUCGCUGCGGCGCUCGCUCCCAGGCGCCGCUGUUUCCAGUGCGGGCCAUCGCCUCUGGGGCAGCGAGCUGUGCCCGUGAAGUUCAUUCAAUGGACUUGCCACCGCUCAGCCCCGUUAGAGCCGGCCGCUGACUGCCUGGACACGUUUGUCCCUUUCUGUUUGUGACCUGUCGGCAGACCGGCUUGCCUCUCAAAGCCCUUCCUUGUUCCCAGCGGCCUGGCUUCUGCCAGCAGUGCCUGGUCUGGCGCUCACAAGCAGAUCGUUGUAGUGCAGGAAAGAGCUUGCAGAGACAUGGAUACAAACUUCUCCUACCUAAAUUGAAACAGUAGGACAGCCUCAGGCUUAUGCUUCUACUCUUCUCAAAGCUUGCAUUUGGACAAUGAAAAAACAAGUCCAUUCUUAUUAGGGUGAAGGGUAAGAGCCCCAGCCAAGAAAUGGCACUUUUAUGGCCCUUGUAUUCAAAUUCUACUUUGGUCAUUGGCCUGCUGUGUCCUUAAGCAAGUCAAAAGUCAUGCCCUGUCUUUCUGGUCUCUGAAGUGGGGCAUUAGUCCUUAUUUUGCAGGAGGGUCUUGUGGCUUAAUCAUUCAGUAUUUGGAGAGUCCUUUGAGGUCCUUGGCUGGAAGACACUGUUUUAGGUAUACAUAUCACGACAUCUUACCUGUCAUUGGAGAUUUCGUAUUCCAUAGUAAGCAAUAAGCAAGUGUGAAACAUGAGGACAAAUCCCGCCAUUCAGGCUGCCAUUGACCUCACAGCAGGUGCAGCAGGUGGGACUGCAUGUGUGCUAACUGGCCAGCCCUUUGAUACCGCUAAGGUGAAGAUGCAGACAUUUCCCAGCAUGUAUAAAGGACUCAUUGAAUGUAUUGUGAAGACAUAUAAACAAGUUGGAUUGCGAGGCUUCUACAAAGGGACCACCCCGGCACUUGUAGCCAACAUAGCAGAAAACUCAGUCCUAUUCAUGUGCUAUGGGUUUUGCCAGCAGAUUGUGAGGGGCAUUGUUGGAUUAGACAGGAAAGCAAAACUGAGUGAUCUGCAGAAUGCAGCUUCAGGCUCUUUUGCUUCUGCAUUUGCUGCCCUGGUCCUAUGUCCCACAGAGCUGGUGAAGUGUCGGUUGCAGACCAUGCAUGAAAUGCAGUUAUCUGGAAAGAUAGCAAAAGGACACAAUACAGUUUGGUCAGUAAUGAAAAGUGUUAUUCAAAAGGAUGGCCCACUCGGGUUCUACCAUGGUCUGUCAAGCACUUUACUUCGGGAAGUCCCAGGUUAUUUCUUCUUCUUUGGAGGCUAUGAACUGAGUCGGACAUUUUUUGCAGCGGAGAGACCAAAAGAUCAACUAGGCCCUAUUCCUUUGAUGGUGAGUGGUGGUUUUGGAGGCAUCUGCUUGUGGAUUGCUGUUUAUCCUGUGGACUGUGUCAAAUCUAGAAUUCAGGUUCUUUCCAUGUCUGGAAAACAGGCGGGCUUCAUGGGAACAUUUGCAAAUAUUUUGCGAAAUGAAGGAGUAUUUGCUUUGUAUUCUGGACUAAAGCCUACUUUAAUUCGUGCAUUCCCAGCCAAUGGUGCACUAUUCCUUGCCUAUGAGUACAGCCGCAAGAUGAUGAUGGAACAGGUUGACACGUACUGAAAUCUUCCAGCAGCAGGUUUAGGUUAACCUUUUUAAAAAGAACUGUAGGGCUUGAAUGGAUACAAAACCAAUAGGGUGACAUCAUGAUUUGAGAAACUCAGUCAAUUUAGGAUUUUAAAAAAUCUUUUUAAAGUAAAUGGAUUUUGUAGACCUUGUAUUUGUGUUUACAGGUUUUUUGUUUUUUUUUUAAGGGAGGAUGGAGACAUGUUAAUGUUCUUUCCACCUAUUGUGCUGCUCAAGAGAUAUAAUUAUGUUGCCCUGAUGGAAGCGGUACUCAGUGUAAAGGGCAGUGAUCUUUCAGUUAAGAGAGUUAAUCUCAAAUUUUAAAAAUCUAGUUCUGUAACAUCCAUGGUACAAGAAGCCUGAAUUUCCCUUUUUCAUUGUUAGCAAACACAACUGAUUCAAGGCCACACGGCACUGGUGCAUUAGUAAAAGUAGUGCUACUCUUUUCAUUAUCAAUUUUAGGGCUUGUCUACUCAGGGAGUUACUCUUGAAUAGUUUCAUCUGUGGAUACGCUUAUUCUGGAAUAAAUCUCAUUCCAAAUUAUUUUAAUCCACUUUAGACAGCCUAUCAGGAAUAGUUAGUCUGCUCUAAAUUCACACCGUACGUUAUUCUGGAUUCACUUUCAUGUGUAGGUGAGCCCUUAGUAAGAGUAUUCAAUGGAAACAGUAAGCUGCUUACAUUUUACAGCCAUUUCACCUCUUUGUAAGAGACUGUUAGACUACUGUUUCUUCAAGUACUUUAAUACACAAGGAAAGGUAGAAGAGGGAGGUUUAGUUUCCUGAAGUGUUUCGUUUAAGCAAUGCAUGGCUAAUACUUACACUAUUUUAGUAGUGGAAUUGUACAAAUUCAUUAACUCUGCCUUCAGUAGUUUCACCAGUAAUGUGAAAACAUUAAAGUAACUGGAACAGAA
Caretta caretta (loggerhead turtle) is the source of this 2779-nucleotide messenger RNA. RefSeq names its product solute carrier family 25 member 15 (gene SLC25A15). The record is from RefSeq and is a predicted model, not a curated record. Gene Ontology annotation, molecular function: L-ornithine transmembrane transporter activity. Gene Ontology annotation, cellular component: mitochondrion. Gene Ontology annotation, biological process: mitochondrial L-ornithine transmembrane transport. Lineage: Eukaryota; Metazoa; Chordata; Testudines; Cheloniidae.